AGAUGUUUGAUAAAUUUCAAUUAAAGAAAAAAAAAAAAGGUGACUCAAAACAAGAGUAGAGACGACACAAAAUGUAAAAAAGUGAAAAGUUAGAGGCUCGAUCCCUGACCAUCAAUCAUUUUCACAACAAACGAAAUUGGGCCCCAUCUUUUUCUUUAUCUCUUUCUUCACUCUCCCUAUAUAAACCAGCACACCUCCAUUUCCCCUCCAUCUUUCCUUUCCCUCCUCUACAACACUCUUGCUAAUCCUCCUAUAUUGGAGGCCGAGGAGGUGGUAUUUCAAACUCGUUCAUUACUUUGGCGGAACUUGAUUUUAUUACGUCCCGGCCCUGUCUUAACCGGGGCUUUCUAUCUAGAUUCUCAUAACACAUACAUUGUAAAUUUGUUUAUAACGUCGUUACGAAUAAUGAUGGCGUUACGGUUAGUUGUAGCUGUAUUGUUGCUGAUAACAUGCGUACCGUGGUGUGUUAACUCGCAAUUACCACAUCGACCAGUGGUGGGAAUGACAAUGGUGAAAAAUUCUACUGCUACAGCUCUUGGAGCAUAUUGCUUGGAUGGGAGUUUACCCGGAUAUCAUUUUAGCAAAGGAUUCGGUUCUGGCGCACGCAACUGGCUUUUGCAAUUUGAGGGUGGUGGGUGGUGCAAUGAUGUUGAAUCAUGCAUGGAGAGGGCUAAAACUCGUCGUGGAUCCACACACUACAUGACUAAGGUGGAAGCCUUUUCUGGGAUCCUAAGCAACAAUGAAUCCCUCAACCCAGACUUCUACAAUUGGAACCGCGUCAAGCUAAGAUAUUGUGAUGGAGCUUCCUUUGCUGGCGAUUCCAAGUUUGACAAUGGGACCUCAGUGCUUUACUUUAGAGGGCAAAAAAUAUGGCAGGCAAUGAUUCUUGAUCUUCUUCCAAAAGGGUUGGCACAUGCAGAGAAGGCUUUGCUUUCUGGUUGCUCUGCAGGGGGGUUAGCAGUGUUCCUGCACUGUGACAACUUAUCCAGGUUUCUACCAAGAAAUACUACUGUCAAAUGUCUGAGUGAUGCCGGUUUUUUCUUGGACAUAAAAGAUGUAGCCAUGCAUGACACGAUUAGGUCCUUAUACCAUGGUGUUGUUACACUGCAAGGAGUAGAGCAGAAUCUCGACAAAAAUUGCACCAGUUCUCUAGUCGAUCCUAAGCUAUGCUUCUUUCCACAACAUGUCCUAAGUUACAUUAAAACUCCCAUUUUUAUCUUAAACACUGCAUAUGAUAUGUGGCAGUUCCAUAAUAUCUUGGUACCAUCUUCGGCUGAUCAGAGAAAAGAAUGGAAGUAUUGCAAGUAUAAUGUAUCAACUUGUACUGACAGUCAAAUUCAGAAACUACAAGAUUUUCGACAGGAAAUGCUCGAGGCUUCAUACUCUUUCUAUACACAUUCAACUAGUGGAGGAAUGUUUAUCAAUUCAUGCUUUGCACAUUGCCAAAGUGAACAACAGGAAACUUGGUUCGCUGCUGACUCCCCUAGAUUGCAUAAGAAGACCAUUGCAGAGGCUGUUGGCGAUUGGUAUUUUGAACGAAACGAGACAAAGCUGAUCGAUUGUCCAUAUCCUUGUGAUUCUUCCUGUCAUAAUAUUAUACCUGCAUAGACUAAUAUACUCUGGGAAUCAUCAUAGGACUUGGAAAAUUUAUAUAGCUGAAGAUUACAUAGCCCGAUUCAAUAUACAAAAGUUUGAUUUAUUUUUCUGAUACAGAAUAGAUGAAGUAAUUCUUUGGUGUACACAUUCCUGUAAGAUAAAUUAACUUGUACCCAUUUCUUAAGAUAUUCAAUCACAAUUCUUCUAGUUCAUUCUUAUACUUCAAUGUUAUUAUACCUGUUUAUCAGAUCUAUCUGUUUCGCAACUAAAGACUUCUUCGUAAAGAUCUAUUUGUAUUUUGUACCCAUAUCACUAGUGAAUUGCGUUGGAUUCUUUUGUGUA
Molecule: messenger RNA, 1938 nt
Organism: Chenopodium quinoa (quinoa)
Lineage: Eukaryota; Viridiplantae; Streptophyta; Magnoliopsida; Caryophyllales; Amaranthaceae
Product: pectin acetylesterase 9-like
Exons: 11
Coding region: 406-1608 (400 amino acids)
Molecular function (GO): hydrolase activity
Source: RefSeq, a predicted model, not a curated record